AAACCCCACAGCAGGGAAUGUGCACAGAGGACACGAACCUUGAACCACGACAUCUGAGAACUGUUAGGAGCAUUUCAGUGAGGACGACACAAUGACCUGGAAAAAUAUACCUAAGAAGACAAUAUUUAUCCUCAUUGUUGUCUUUGCUGUCAGUUUUGCAUUGCAGCAAAUGAGCACCCACAAGUGGACCAUGGAGACCUUCCACUUUGGAUGUCCUACCCUCCGUACUAACCCAGCCCCAGGCCUGAAACCAAAACACACCAACAUCGUGUUCCUCAAGACCCACAAAACUGCCAGCAGCACUAUGCAGAACUUGCUGUUUCGUUUUGCGGAGCGUAACAACCUGACGGUGGCGUUGCCUGUACAGUCCUGUGGUCAUCAGUUCUGUUAUCCAAGUAUUUUCAAAUCUCACUUUGUCCAUCCACACACACUGCCAGCAAACAUAAUCACGAACCAUAUGCACUUCAGUAAGACCGCUUUACAAGACCUGAUGCCGAACAACACAAUAUAUGUCACAAUUAUAAGAGAGCCAACCUCCAUGUUUGAGUCCUUGUUCACUUACUACAGAAACCGCUGUCAGAGCUUCAAAAGGGUCCUCAAUGGUUCUUUGGAGGCUUUCUUAAAUAAUCCCUUCAACUACUACCGACCAGAAGAGGGAGAUUCUAUGUAUGCACACAACAGCUUGACUUUCGACUUGGGAGGAGACAAAGAUCGUCCACCAACAGAUGUGGCGUAUGCACAAGCCUUUGUGGCAGAGGUGGAACGAGCGUUCUCCUUGGUGAUGAUUUCAGACUAUUUUGAUGAAUCUCUAGUUCUCCUUCGGCAUCUCCUCUCUUGGGAUUUAGAUGACAUUCUGUAUCUCAAGCUCAAUAUGCGGGCAGUAACUUCUAAGAAGAGCUUGACACCAGGUCUUUCUGCAAAAAUCCGUGCCUGGAAUUCCAUAGAUGCGUACCUUUAUGACCACUUUAAUGCCUCACUGUGGCGGAAACUGUCAGCUCUAGGUCUAGCCUGUGUGUCGAGGGAGGUGCAACUCCUUCAGCAGCACCAAGAGAGGGUGAUGAGAGACUGUUUUGGUGGAAAUAGGCCACUUAUCCGUAUUGGUGGCAAUAUCAAAAACGCAGCUCUCCGCCCCUGGAAGCCUGAUAAAGAUGUUGACAUAGUUGGUUACGACCUCCCUGCAAAUAUCAGCCAUGAGAUGCGGGAGAUCUGCCUCAAGUAUAUCAUGCCGGAACUGUCAUACACACAGAUGCUUCUUCGUUCCCAGUCACAGCGGUACCUUGAAAACCAUCGGAUUCAGAGUCCCCCCAAGUCACAAAAUCUCCAACAGCCCAAACAACCUAUUCUGCCUCGGGAUUCUCAGGUCCGUCCCAAUCAACCACCAGCCCCUGGUGCUUAUGACCCUGUUUCAGUGGUAGUCAAAUCAACCCUAAACCCUGUAGCAGAGAUCAAAAAGGUAGAGGAUAAACCUUGAAAACUAUUCAGGCCCCAUUGCAUUCCUGAGCAUUCGUUCAGGCCAUCAAAUAAAAAUAAAAAAAAUUCAAUCAUUUUUUUAUCAAUCCAGUAAAAUACUUUUAGGGCCAGUCCCAAUACACCCGCUAGCCCUACUUUUCAGCCCUACCCCUAAAUUUAGCGCGUUCCCGUGAGGGUAGUGGUGUCCCAAUUCCUCUUUGCAUGUAGAGGUAGUGUGCAUAUCGAAGGCUAGGGGGUAUGAAUCUAGCCCUUCACAGCUAGGGAUUUCAGAUGCUGACUUCGCAACCGAGGGCCUGAGAAAAUUUCCCAGAAUGCUUUACGUCAUCAUUUGCAGACUGAACGCGCGAAAUUUAGGGAUAGGGCUGAAAAGUAGGGCUAGGGGGGGGCUGGCCCUUAGGAUGGUUUACUUUGCUAAGGCUGGUAGGUGGAGUCGUUGGGAUCUUGAACAGUCAACACAGUCAACAUGAGUGAUCCAAUUUAAUAGACUAUGCAAAUAUUAAAAUAGUUAUUUAAUUUACUCUAUUCCUCCAAUGAGCAGCUAAACAAUAUGCUUGUUUGUGAGACUGUGGUUUAAAGGAACACUCUGUAAAGUGUUUUCAAGUCUAGAA
Messenger RNA from Cololabis saira (Pacific saury), 2078 nucleotides. RefSeq names its product galactose-3-O-sulfotransferase 3-like. Gene Ontology annotation, molecular function: galactosylceramide sulfotransferase activity. The record is from RefSeq and is a predicted model, not a curated record. Gene Ontology annotation, biological process: glycolipid biosynthetic process. Gene Ontology annotation, cellular component: membrane. Lineage: Eukaryota; Metazoa; Chordata; Actinopteri; Beloniformes; Belonidae. The transcript is spliced from 3 exons. The coding region runs from base 92 to 1471 and encodes 459 amino acids.